Messenger RNA from Cynocephalus volans (Philippine flying lemur), 636 nucleotides. It is a transcript of the gene LAT2, whose product is annotated as linker for activation of T cells family member 2. Gene Ontology annotation, cellular component: plasma membrane. NCBI's taxonomy places the organism in Eukaryota, Metazoa, Chordata, Mammalia, Dermoptera, Cynocephalidae. The coding region runs from base 1 to 636 and encodes 211 amino acids. Gene Ontology annotation, biological process: calcium-mediated signaling; B cell activation; B cell receptor signaling pathway. The record is from RefSeq and is a predicted model, not a curated record. The transcript is spliced from 11 exons.
AUGAGUGCAGAGACCGAGCUGCUGCUGUGGCCGGGGGUGGCGCUGCUGCUAUUGCUGGGGGCAGCUGCUGGCCUUUGUGUGCGCUGCUCCCGCCCAGGUGCCAAGAGGUCAGAGAAAAUCUAUGAACAGAGAAGUCUGCAGGAAAGUCCACAGAGCUUUGAGGUGGCCCGGACCUACUCCCUGGUCCAGCAGGCAUGGCCAGGGCGCCUCGUGGGCAUGGCCCCUGACAUGGCGACCACAAGGAAGGACAAGCUGCUGCGUUUCUCCCCCAGCCUGGAGGACUCUGCAUCCUCCAGGUAUCAGAACUUCAGCAAAGGAAGCAGGCACGGAUCAGAUGCAGCUUACAUAGACCCCAUUGCCACAGACUAUUACAACUGUGGGUGGUUCCCAAAGCCCCGGCCAGAAGAUGACGAUGAUGCCAAUUCCUACGAGAAUGUGCUCAUCUGCAAGCAGACGACCUCAGAGGCAGGCAAUGAGGAAUCUGAGGAUUAUCAGAACUCGAUGUCCAUCCGUCAGUGGCAGGAGUCCAGGAAGGUCGUGGAACAAGUCCAGAGAGAGGCACCUGCCUCCCCAGCAGGAAGCCCAGACGAGGAACCCGAUUACGUGAAUGGAGAUGUGGCGGCCAGGAAAGCCUAG